AUGGCGAGUUUUCUGGAUAACCUCCGGGGCAAGUCCUCUGAGGAUGCGGUUCCCAAGGCCGACUCUGACUUCGCAGACUUUGGCGACGCCCCAGUCGUCGCCGAAGACACCUCCCCCGCUCCCCCAGGCGCCGCCGACGGGCUCAGGACCACCCCCUCAGGCAAGCCCUACACGAAAUGGUACAACGUGCACGAGCGCCACUCCCUCAGCGAGUUCCGCCUCGAAGGCUACAUCCUCGGCAUCAUCGCCGUGCUCCUCGUCUUCCACCUUAUCGGCUCUCGGCGUAACCGAUCCAAGGCCAAGAACUUCAUGGCGAAGCACCUGCCCGUGCUGCGUCGCGAGUUCGCGCAGGUCGGGUUCGGCGGCGAGAGCCAGAUUCGGGAGAAGUCGCUCUUCGAGUUCGAGUCGUAUGCUACGGGUCGCCAGAACGUGGCCUUUGUCGAUAUCAACUUGGUUAUGAAGAAGCGCUUUAACCCCAUUCUUGGUGCUGCUGAGUUUGUCCUCGGCUCGCUUUUCGAAUCCGUCCCUGCCCCAAAGGAUGCUGUCGAUGCUGCUUUGUAUCCCUUCGAUGGGAAGGAGUCGAAGACUGUGCCAACGAUUCCUGGCUCCAAUGAGCUCAAGGUUGAGAAGUCGGCUUAUGAUGGCUUUGUCUGGGCCGUUGUCAACAAGAACAAUAUGCAGGCUAUUCGUGAUGAGCGAUAUGAUGCCUCGAUUACCUUUACCAAGGAUAACUCGAAGCUUCCUCCCUGGUUGACUGUCAUGAGCGAGAGCGCUGAAAUUACCGACGUUCUUCUUACUCCCGAGCUUAUCAAGGCUGCUGAGAAAGCUGGAGAUCUCCUUGAGUAUCUCAUCAUCACCGACCAGCCCGUUACUAAGCCUACGACCCUCGACGAGACGACCCCCCGCAAGCGCAUCUUCCUCCGCUACCGCCUCCCCUCCAGUGACAGGGAAUACGACGACAUCCUCCCCCUCUUCUCCUACUUCCUCCGCCUCCCCGACCUCCUCGUCAAGCAGGCCCACUUCCGCCCUGAGGUCCUUCGCAAGAUCCGCGUCAUCCGCGAGGAGGCCAUCGCCCAGAUCAAGAAGGCCGACGAGGAGCUCAAGGCCGAGGAGCGCAACACCGAGCGCGAACGCGCCAAGAAGGCGAAGCGCGACGAGCAGCUCAAGGGCAUGGAUGCUAAGACGCAGAAGAAGUUUUUGGAGAAGGAGCGGGAGAAGGAGUUUAAGAGGAGUCAGAAGAAGGGGACCGUUCGUGCUUGA
Molecule: messenger RNA, 1260 nt
Organism: Scedosporium apiospermum
Lineage: Eukaryota; Fungi; Ascomycota; Sordariomycetes; Microascales; Microascaceae
Exons: 3
Coding region: 1-1260 (419 amino acids)
Biological process (GO): endoplasmic reticulum calcium ion homeostasis
Cellular component (GO): endoplasmic reticulum
Molecular function (GO): calcium ion binding
Source: RefSeq, a predicted model, not a curated record